GAGGAGCUGCGACAGACCAAAUUUGGGAAUCCCCGGAUUUCGGACACAACAAGUGCAUGACGACUGUAAGCAUAUAGAAAAUUUUCCUAAUUAUACCUUGUCUGGCCCGUCGGAUAUGCUAAAAGUGCCCGGAUUAUAAGCAUGAGGAAAGUGCCCGAAUUAUAAGCUCACUUUCGUGCAUGGAUAAUUCUAUGGAAGUACUGUGGGCAAUGGCGAGGAAAUCUGCAGGUCUUGAAUGGAGUCUGCAGCACUUGGAGGUCAGCAGCAGAUGCCCAGGUUCGAAUCCGGGGCAAUAGUGGCUGAAUGUUUGGGGUCAUGGUGGGUUAAGGCGUAUGUAGAGAGAAGAAAGGCACAAGUACAGGUGUGGCGUUCUAUGGCAUUAAAGUCCCUGCGACUGCUUUUUGCGCUGCUGGUCGGCCUAACUUUGCUGUUCACGCUUAGCACAGAGCUUACUUACAGGGUGGGUGUGCAUGGUAUUCUCAACCAGACGCUUAACAAGAGUUUGUUUGUCUGGCCGGGCCACAAGGCCCUGAUCUCAGGUUCCCAGGGCCUGGCUGUGAAUUUUAACCAGACGCUGUUAUCUUAUGCUGCGAUUCAAAUUGGAGAGGCGGAGGAGCGGCAGCAGAUUGGGCAUCUGCUGGAUGCGUCUAGCGCGUCUUAUGAUGCUAUGGAGCGGCGGUAUGGGGGGAGGGGCCGUUCCAUAACUUAUAGGUCGGACCGUGACCUAGACUUGCGUUCUGACCUGCGUGGAAGAGGAUCCUCGCGGAACAGGAUCCCUGUGCAGCUGUUACAUCCUAGAUAUGCCAAUUACUGGCCAGUGUUCCGCCGUGCCCUGCGGUCAUGGGUGCAAAACAAGCGCUUUGAGCCUACAGUUAUGGCUGAACUUAUUGAUCUGGUAAAGGUUCCGUUAGACGAGCACUACAUGAAGGUCAGUUUAGCAGAACAGCAGCGGUCUGGCAAUCCGCUUGAUUCUCGCAUUAGCUAUCGACCGGAUCAGCAGGCUUUCCCGCUCAAUCAAGCAGGACAACGACGGGGAUACCGCAGCUGUGCAGUGGUAGGCAACAGUGGCAUCCUGCUGCAGAAGCCCCAUGGGCCUCUUAUUGAUUCCCAUGACAUGGUGAUCCGGCUCAACAAUGCCCGGACCGCUGGGUUCCAAAACAACGUGGGGUCUAAGACAACGCUUGCCUUUGUAAAUUCAAAUAUACUUCAUUCCUGCUCCAGACGGGCCGGGUGCUUCUGCCAUCCCUAUGGAGAAACAGUCCCAAUUAUCAUGUACAUCUGCCAGGCUGUGCAUUUUAUGGACUAUGCGCUCUGCAACGCCUCCCACAAGGUGCCCUUGCUGAUCACAGAUGCCCGUUUUGACAGCCUCUGUGCUAGAAUUGUGAAGUACUAUUCGCUGAAGAAUUUCGUGGAGACUACUGGGAAGCACCCCGAGGAAUGGAGCUCUGCACAUGAAGGUUCCAUGUUUCAUUAUUCUUCGGGUAUGCAGGCGGUAAUGCUGGCAUUAGGGAUCUGUGAGAAGGUCAGUAUUUUUGGAUUUGGGAAGAGUGGUCAGGCAAAGCAUCAUUAUCAUACCAAUCAGAAAUUUGAGCUCAAGCUUCAUGAUUACGAGGCAGAGUAUCAGUUCUAUGCUGAUUUGGUCAAUGGGUCACAAUAUAUACCUUUCCUCAGUGAGGCCGGGAUCAAGCUUCCUCCGGUACAGAUAUAUUUUUGAUCGUUAAUUUUUCUGUUUCUUUUUCUUCCUUUUUCGGUUCAAAUGGGUUUUGGGAUUCUUGAAUUGUUUCAAACCGUGAAGUGCUCAUUGUAUUCUUGGAAAUGAAAAUGAGUUCCAAGGAAAAACCUCCAGUCUUGUGAAACUAGCCUUUCUAAACAUUUUGAUUUGUUGAUUAUCUUCUUUACCUUGGUGCUACUGGAUGCAUUGGGAUAUUUGUGCAAUUGCCUGUUACUUAUCAAGUUGCAGAUCUGUGCACUAUCUAGAAAUUGCAUCUUCACAUGUGUGAUAAUGCCUGAAUUGCUACAAACAUCUGCAAUGUAAAUGUAAGAAUGCAUUUUCAUCCACUUUUGCUCCCCACAACAAGAAUUGAAAGAUCAAUUCCAAGGGUCUGCUGAUCUCGUGAGGCUUCUUUGUGUAUUUCUCUUGGUCUGAAUCAAUCUGUUUAACUGUGGUGCUUCCGAAUGCAUGGAUACAUUGUAUGCAAGAAUACAUUGCUUGUGAAGUUGCAGAUGUAAGCACCAUUGAUAUGAAAAACGAAAUAAAAUCUCAGUGUUCUCCGAUGACCGAAAUAGGUCAAUGGGAGUUGAAAGUAUAGACAGUAGAAAUUGCAUCUUCACAAAUGUAGUAAUUUCUGAAUUGGUAUGAACUUUGACGUCGAUGCUGUCAACCAUGUAAAUCUGUGAAUGCAUUUUUAUUUUUAUUUGUUCUCAGAAAGAAUUGAAUGAUCGAAUCUAAAGAAGAAGCCUCGAUCUUGUGGUUUUUCUUGUCUAAGCAUCUUGACUUCUGGAUCAUAUGAUCCCGCUGUAAGCAGACAUUUCUUUUCAAGUUGCAAAUGUAAGCAUGAGUGAAGGAUUGCAUCUUCACAGAUGUUGUCAUGUCUAUAUUGCAAUGCAUUUAAGGCUGACUGUGUCAAUGUAAAAUUUUAAUUUCAUGGACUCCCAAGAGUUUUUAUUUUA
This is a messenger RNA of Cryptomeria japonica (Japanese cedar), 2670 nucleotides long. Its product is annotated as beta-1,6-galactosyltransferase GALT29A. The transcript has a single exon. The coding region runs from base 236 to 1714 and encodes 492 amino acids. Gene Ontology annotation, molecular function: sialyltransferase activity. The record is from RefSeq and is a predicted model, not a curated record. NCBI's taxonomy places the organism in Eukaryota, Viridiplantae, Streptophyta, Pinopsida, Cupressales, Cupressaceae.